GUGUGUGUUUGUUUGAGGGGAAGGGAGGAGAGGUCAUGAGGUCACAGAUUGAACACAGCACAGGAAGUGCUCUCUCUCUCUCACACACACACAUGCACACUCAGCAACGGACCCGUGUGGCUUGCUGUAGAGAUGAGCAGAGUCCUGAGCGUUCAGACAUGAGCGGUCCUCCAGCAGUCCAUCAGAAGGUGCGAGCGCUCCGGGGACACAUGAUCUCCUGCAGAAACCAGCGCUACCGCCGCGUUAUAGGCACAGAGUGCUGUGAGUGCGGCGCGUCUCUCUCACACUGGUACUAUGAGAAGGACGGCCGUCUCUUCUGUAAGAAGGACUACUGGGCUAAAUUUGGGGAGUUGUGUCAUGGUUGCUCAGAGCCCAUCACCACUGGACUCAUCAUGGUCGCCGGAGAACAGAAGUAUCACCCAGAAUGCUUCACCUGUCUGAGCUGCCGGGCGUUCAUCGGUGAUGGAGACACGUAUGCUCUGGUGGAGCGAUCCAAACUCUACUGUGGACACUGUUAUCACCAGACCAUCCUGACCCCGGUCACCCUGCCCGACUCGCCCUGCUCCAGGAUUCCUCACACGGUCACGCUAGUGUCCAUUCCUGCCUCCACCGACGGGAAACGAGGCUUUUCUGUGUCCAUCGGCCAGGGCUCCAGUCCCAACAGCUUCAGCCCCGAGCACACACACACCGUCAGGGUCUCCGAGGUGAACCCAGAGUGUGUCAGUCCAGACCUCAAGAACUCCAUUCAUGUUGGAGACCGGAUCCUGGAGAUCAAUGGAACCCCAAUCCAGAACGUUCCUCUGGACGAGAUUGAUCUGCUGAUCCAGGAGACCAGUCGUCUGCUGCAGCUGACCAUUGAACACGACCCUCAUGACCACAGUCCCUCGGAGGACCAGGUGGACGGGCCGACACCCCCGUCUGAGGGACCCAGUCCCAUCACGCCCAUCACACGGCCCCCCAGCCAGGACAUUAACAACCUGCGCUCGCGGAUCAUCACGCGCAGCUACAGUAUCGAUAAGUCUCCGUGCUCCAGUAACACUCCGUCUCCAGUGUCUCUGAAGAAAGACAUCGGCCGCUCCGAGUCGCUGCGAGUCGUGUCCAGCCGCACACACCGAAUAUUCAGAGCCUCGGACCUGAUCCACGGAGAGGUGCUGGGUACAGGCUGCUUCGGACAGGCCAUAAAGGUGACUCACAGAGAGACAGGAGAGGUGAUGGUGAUGAAGGAACUCAUUCGAUUCGAUGCGGAAACACAGAGGACCUUCCUGAAAGAGGUGAAGGUCAUGAGAUGUUUGGAUCAUCCCAACGUGCUCAAGUUCAUCGGUGUCCUCUACAAAGACAAGCGGCUCAACUUCAUCGCUGAGUACAUCAAAGGAGGAACGCUGAGAGACAUCAUCAAGAAUAUGGACAGUGAUUAUUCAUGGAAACAGAGAGUGAGUUUUGCGAAGGACAUUUCCUCUGGAAUGACGUAUCUGCACUCCAUGAACAUCAUCCAUCGAGAUCUCAACUCACACAACUGUCUGGUCAGAGAGAAUAACAGUGUUGUGGUGGCUGAUUUCGGACUGUCUCGACUCAUGGUGGAGGACAAGACCCAGGACAAGCUGGCGUCAGGACAGAUCUCGGGCGUGAGGAAACCCGACAGGAGAAAGAGAUACACCGUGGUGGGAAACCCCUACUGGAUGGCCCCCGAGAUGAUCCACGGGAAGAGCUAUGAUGAGAAGGUGGACAUCUUCUCGUUCGGCAUCAUGCUGUGUGAGAUCAUAGGGCGAGUCAACGCUGAUCCCGACUUCUUGCCACGUGCCAUGGAUUUCGGGCUGAACGUGAAAGAGUUUUUGGACGAUCACUGUCCGCCUGAAUGCCCACCCGCUUUCUUCCCCAUGGCUGCACUCUGCUGCGAUCUGGACGCUGAGAAACGGCCUGCGUUUGCUAAGCUGGAGUCGUGGCUGGAGAACCUGAAGAUGCACAUGGAGAUGGGACUUCAUCUGAUGUCCGAGCUGGAAGUCAUUCAUCAAGACUUCUGGCAGAAACACUCGAGCAGCAAGAACGGGCUUCACACGCACCCAGAGCAGCCCGAGUGAGAGCAGAGAUCAGAGCCGAUCGCUGCAGACGGAGGAGCAGCUCCACCACAGGACGUCCCAACACACCACGCUUCUGCAAAUCCAAGCAACCUCACAACAUAACACAUCUGGACAGAUGUUUGAGUCUGACACACUCAUGCAUGUCUGCUGUGGCUUACAGUGUGAUAUUCUUCAUACGCUACUGAUGGUGCGUUCAGGUCUCGUCCACACCACUUCUGUGAUGAAGCUCUGACUGACUGAUGUUUGGGUUGAUCUGGUGAUGAGAUAUGAACGCACCAGAACACACCAGACUCACACAUCAUCAGUGUCCUCUUGCUCCUUAGCUACACUCCCCGCAGUGUAAACAGAGUUACAGUACACACACAGUAAAUGUUUGACAUAUUGUAUAUGUGCAGACAUUAUUUUGUAUAGUGAUUGCACAUUGGCGUACUUUCAUCUGGAUGUUUGCUGUAAUUUGCAAGUCCAGUCCUCACGAGAAGAUCAUGAAAAUGAUGAACUCUAGAGAGGCUUCCUGUGCGUGUCCAACACAUAAAACGUCAUACACGUCAACUCUUAACUUAAUACUGUCUUCUAACCCCCAAAUCCAAAAUAUAUGUAUAUAUGUGUUUUGCAGAAAACAAUGAAGCCUAUUUUUUUUAUAAUGAUUUGUUAUUUAAAAUUGUUAAGUAAAUUUGCAUCACGUUAGUAUUUGUUGUAAUGAAUGUAUUUUAUGGUGAUCUAAAAGAAAAUCAAAGAUCUUCACAGGCUUCAUGUUCUUGUGCAAAAUCGAGUUUCUAAUCUGUUUCUUUAGAUUUCGGGGUGAAUGAUGUUGUGGACUCGUUAUUAACUAAUGGUUCAAAUUGUGCUGAGUGGGCAGGAUUUCCUGUCCCAAUCGAAGCGCUCGGUACUGUUGCACACACUGAUGUUAGACCCUCAUGUGGGACGGUGUGUCUCAGGGUGGAUCCUCACGACUGCACGGGUGCGAAUCAGCUCGCCGAGAGCCCGUGUGUGUGUGUGUGUGUGUGUGUGUGUAUGACUCCCCAUGGGAGCCUCAGCUUUACACAACACUGCUGGUGUAAAUACUUGACAGAAAGGCUUCUCUCGAUGUCUCUCCUGCCGUCACGCUGCAUGUGUCACUGUCACGUCCUCCACUACUGAUCCAGCUGUUCUCGUAAAGAUCAACAGAUGUUAUUGUGAAAACAUGAAGGAGGAUUCACCAGGAAAGCACUUGUACAGACGGGGAAAAGUAAAAACACAGCCUUUUCUUCUCUCUUUUUGAAUAGAACCACUAUUUUCUCUUUUCUAAAAUGUUGAAAUGAUUUGAUUUGCACUAUUUGUGAAAGCGGCUGCCGCUCGAGCUUUUGUUUCUCUGGUUUACUCAGAACUUGAGCCGUUUGGUUAUUGUACGAAUGUGGUCUCUGAUGGAGCCUUUGGUCCUGAGCAGCAGAUGUGUCACGGACAGAGACAACAUCUGAUCCCAGUGCACUUACUAAUAUAUAGCUGCAAUUAAAUGACUGCGUUCACUAUCAGAACCAAUUUGACCGAUUCUAUAUAUAUAUUUGGCUGUUGUUUGAGAUGAAUCUGUAUCCUGCCCUAGAGUAGCUGAUGUCAACCAGACAGAAGAACUGUUGUCAAGUCUGGCUUGGUUUAUCAAGACAAAAAAUAGGCUUAAUUUUCCUUUAAUGAAGCCCCGUUGAUCAUAUCAGAUAUCAAUAACAUCAUUACUGCCAGUAACAAAAAGCCAUAUUACUAUGAAAGCCAUUUUAGAGAAUUAGAGUCCAUAGUUCCUGUAACCAAAAAUUGACCAGAAAUCCUGUAUCCUGUGAGCCAAAGCAGUGCUGUAUAAAGGAGUUGUGUGAGUGUGAUCUGCUGCUCGGGGCCGGGCCCGGGGCCGUACUGAGAGUCCUGUAGCACCUCCAUCAUUCCCAUGUGUGUCUGGACCACUGCUGGCCUACACACAGACAGAGCACUUAAACACUGGAGUCCAACCCAGGCUCCCGCUGCUGUCAUGUCAUCGUUCAUAUCUGUCAAACUCAUACGCAUCAAUGAGAAAGUGCUGAGGAAUCCAGAGCUUGAUCUGGUGACAGAAUGCUGCAGCUUUCCUUCUGGAGCGAUGCUUUUACCUCUCCACAUCGCUGUGCCUUUGUUUUACGCUAGCCUUGCCAACAACUCGUCGUGUGUUUGGAGCCGGAUGAGUUUGUGUCGUCAUCACUUACCUGUUUCAAUGAGGGUUCCUUUUGUUCUCUUGAUAUUUAUAUUCUCCACGUUUCCAUUGUUCAGUUUGAUAUUUUAGGUUUAUGGUUUCCUGUAAUUUAAUGUUUUUACUGAAGCUGUGAAAUGACUCUGCACUUUAAACGUACUGGCCGUGAAUGGAGGCGCCUGUAAAUCAGGACAGAAUAAAGUACGCUCCUGAUGUUCCA
Molecule: messenger RNA, 4474 nt
Organism: Carassius carassius (crucian carp)
Lineage: Eukaryota; Metazoa; Chordata; Actinopteri; Cypriniformes; Cyprinidae
Product: LIM domain kinase 1-like
Exons: 15
Coding region: 36-2075 (679 amino acids)
Biological process (GO): positive regulation of stress fiber assembly; protein phosphorylation; actin cytoskeleton organization
Cellular component (GO): neuron projection; nucleus; cytoplasm
Molecular function (GO): protein binding; protein serine/threonine kinase activity; ATP binding
Source: RefSeq, a predicted model, not a curated record